GUCUGACAGCUCUACCCAUGCCUCCCACUAUGACUAUGCGCCUCAGUCAGUCAUAGCACCAUCCUCUCACUUACAAUGCGCAUACGAAAACCCUUUGCCGGCGCCUUCAUAGGCCUGAUCUUUGUCAGUGCCGCUGCCGGCUUCUCCCCAUCCGACUACAAAAUCCCCUCGUACAAGCAAUCCGACAAAGCGCUCCACUUCAUCACCUUCUUCCUGCUCACAUUGUGCUUCUACUGGAUACUAGAAACAAGCCGGAGGAAGGUGUUGCAGCUGACUUUUACCGUGUGCACUAUUGGCCUGGGCGUUGCUAGCGAGGUCGUGCAGGGCUUGUUGCCUAUACAUCGCACCUUUGAUUCCUAUGACAUAGUCGCCAAUGUUCUGGGAUCUCUUGUUGCACUGGGAGCGUGCAAUUGGUAUCAUAAGCGCAUGCUCGGGCGCAAGCGGGCUGCGCGCGGGUACACAGCAGUCGCUGGCGAUGAAGAAAGAGACAUUGAGCUAGGAGAUCAUAUUCAAGACCAGGAGUCGGGCGUUGUCAGACCCACAGUCGAUGAGGAGCUCGAGCGAUGGGAUGAGAAUGCAGAGGACUGGGACACUACUGAGCCAGAGCCGGCAAGCGGAAAGAAGAGUCUCGACAACGGUGGCGACUUGGGUGAGGGAAAGCGGAAUGACUGAAAUCAUUACGUGUACCAUGUCUAUGACCAUGAACAAGCCUGAGAUUGAAAGCCCAAGCAUCCAACCCGCAAAAAUGACCAUUUGUAUUGCCCAGCCACGUCAAUGUGGCGAAAUGUAUCCAUUACGGGUGCUGGCUAACAAAACGUAUCAACAUCACCCAGGUGGACGGUGAACUGGUGCAAGUUGACUUGGAUAUUCUUUUACAAGUUCAUAGCUAGCUCUCCGUGCUCCCGCAGGUAUUUCCGAGCAAGCCUCAACCGUGAUUCGUCAUUUGGCCUGCCCCCAUCUUCCGUGGAUUCAUGCAUUUUCCAGUAUGACAUUCCGAAAGACCCAUAAGACCCACACCAAGCGCCAUGAUCAUUCAUUUCCCUCACCCGCGUCCUGCUUAAGCAGUGGUAGUCUUAGCAGCGGCCUGGUUGGGGUUGAUCUUUUUGCCGUCCUUGUUGUACCUAACACGUGGAGGAGGGGCACGG
This is a messenger RNA of Pyrenophora tritici-repentis Pt-1C-BFP, 1145 nucleotides long. RefSeq names its product VanZ domain protein. Lineage: Eukaryota; Fungi; Ascomycota; Dothideomycetes; Pleosporales; Pleosporaceae. Gene Ontology annotation, cellular component: intracellular membrane-bounded organelle. The record is from RefSeq and is a predicted model, not a curated record.